Messenger RNA from Vicugna pacos (alpaca), 4753 nucleotides. RefSeq names its product M-phase specific PLK1 interacting protein (gene MPLKIP). Gene Ontology annotation, cellular component: nucleus; midbody; centrosome. The record is from RefSeq and is a predicted model, not a curated record. Lineage: Eukaryota; Metazoa; Chordata; Mammalia; Artiodactyla; Camelidae.
UCGGUCCCAGCCGAAGACUGCGAGACUCCAAAGGCCAUUUCUGGGGCUUGGUGUUCGGCCUUUUUUUUAAUCCUUUUUUCUUCCUCCUUCUUUCAUUUAAAUCAGCUUAAUCUGUACCCAAUUCGAUAACCCAGAUAUCCCGCUGCUCCAGCGGAACCUUUGUGACGCCGGAACCGAUGUGCUCUGUUAUGCUGGCGGCCGGAGGACUGUUUUGAUGAAGGACCACCAAGGAUAUGAGAAGAUUUGGUCGGGACAGUUCCGGCGGGAGAACGCGCCAGUGAGGUUGUCUUCGUCUCUUGAGAUGCACCGACAGAAUUUUCGACCCCCGACUCCUCCUUACCCCGGCCCGGGAGUAGGAGGUUGGGGUAGCGGGAGCAGCUUCCGAGGAACCCCGGGCGGAGGCGGACCACGGCCGCCAUCGCCGCGGGACGGGUACGGGAGUCCACAUCACACGCCGCCAUACGGGCCCCGGUCUAGGCCCUACGGGAGCAGCCACUCUCCGCGACACGGCGGCAGCUUCCCCGGGGGCCGGUUCGGGUCCCCAUCCCCUGGCGGCUACCCUGGCAACUACUCCAGGUCCCCCGCGGGGUCCCAGCAGCAAUUCGGCUACUCCCCAGGGCAGCAGCAGACCCACCCCCAGGGUUCUCCAAGGACAUCUACACCAUUUGGAUCAGGGCGUGGUAGAGAAAAGAGAAUGUCUAAUGAGUUGGAAAGUUAUUUCAAGCCUUCAAUGCUUGAAGACCCUUGGGCUGGCCUAGAACCAGUAUCUGUAGUGGAUAUAAGCCAACAAUACAGCAAUACUCAAACAUUCACAGGCAAAAAAGGAAGAUACUUUUGUUAACAUUUCUGAAAUUCAACUGGAAGCUUCAUGUGUCAGGAACAUCUUGGACAAAACUUUUGCUUGUAAUUAAGUUGAACCCUAACAUGGUGACUUUGGAUAAUUAGUUGUGUCUUUCAUCAUAUCAAGUAUUUUUGGUAUUAGAGAAGACAUUUGGUAGGAUAAUUUGCAAUAUUUAGCUCUCUGGAAGUGCCUACCACAUUUUAGAAGAUUGACAGUUUCCAAAUACUUAACAUUCUUGGUUAUAUAAUGGACAUUUGUCUUUUAAUGUUUUUCCAGUAUUUUAAAAUAAAACAUUCUGUUUUUCUAGCUAUAUUGUGAUUUUGUCAUAUGCUAACGAAGAAUUACUAAAGUAAUGCUUUGUAAUCACUUAGAAUUCAUAAGUAUAUAUUUUACAUACUACUUUUGAAGUGAAAUAGACUAUCCGUUGUGCUGUAGACAGUUCUACAUUUGUUAGAGAGGGGGUAAAGGAAGAGAAUAAAGGAGAUUCCUAUUCAUAUUAUAACCAUUGUUCUGCGUGCAUACUUUAUGUAAUGCUUUUGUAAAAAUGUAUUUAAAACUUGAUUGAAAGUUACAGGAACCCACUUAAGCUUAAAUUAAAAAGUACUUAUACCCUUUAUACUCAUUUAACUGGAAAGGGCAAAGGUAGACCUAUUUCUUUCAUAACUAGAUCAAAAUAUUCUGCCUCUGAAUUUCUCUACACACAUCUCAGUACUGUGAAGUCACUUUCUCUUGAGGCCCAGGAAUAUGGCUACCAGGAGUCUCAAAUGACUUCCAUUGUGAAGACAACAUUUCCUAACUCUGUCAAUCCCAGUGAAGACAGAUUGGCCAUGCUUAGAUCAUAUUUCAGUAGUCCUGAUCCAAUAACUGUGAUCAAGCCAGUGAGGCCUCAUUAGCUUGAACAUGGACCCACCCCUGAAAUGAGGCAGGGUCCGUGAUCUUCAGCCCCUCUAGGCCUACCCGGAUUAAAGAAAGGUUUUCCAAAGGAAGGAAUGCUAAGUAUCUAUACAUACUGUAAUGGGGAGAAAAAUAUAAAGAAGUGGGUUUUUCCCCCCCUACUAUUUAAACAAAAUCAAGUCUUACAUAACGGGCAGGCUGUUUGAGAUAUUUUGGAGUCACUAUAUAUGAUGGAAGUAUAGCUAGUUAAAGUUUUGUUUGAGCAUUCCCAGAAAGAAACCUGUAAAAGUGAAACGAUCACACCACCUAUUUGAGCCAUAACCAGUUUUAUUUGUAUGUUAGAUCUUUCACAGAGACAAAAAAGAAAAUGAGAAGGGAAGGAUUUUAGAUUUUAUAAGAGCUCCAUGAGUCCCUGGACUACUAGAGGUUACUAGCUAGGUGAGUUAUUUAACUUCUCUGUGCCUCAAUUUUAUCAUACGUAAAAUGAAAUUAAUAGUACCCAUGUCAUAGAGGUGUCGUGUUUGAGGAUUAAAUGGGUUUACCUGUGUGAAAACUUAGGCCACAGCCUGGCACAUAGUAAGCACUCAAUAAAUGGUAGCUAUUACUUUCUCACCCCUGUAUCCUCAGCUCUUAAAAUGAUGCCUGAAAAUAGGUGCUUAAUAAAUAUUUGGUGAAUGAAUGCAGACAUUCUGAUUAUAACUACUAUAUUGUUCUGCCUUUAUCUUCUAUAUAUAAAGGUAUCAGUUUUCCCCCCAAUGUUUUAAAGAGAAUGUCCCUAUUUUCUAACAUCUUGUCUUUCUAGAUGAUUAGAGGUCAUAAUGUAUGAUGAAAAUUAGAGCAAGUAGAAUACAUUUGUAUACCUUUUAUUGAGCUUCAUAGGUAAGAAAUAGUAUCUUUAGGAAAUGGCAUUUGGAAACAUUUUUUAAGCUAUUAGAGAUCACUGGAUUAUUGGCAAAGAUAAAAGGAAAUCAAGAAGGAUUUUAUGCAAACAUACUCAUAUUUGAAAGAUAUUCAAAUUAUAACUUCUAAUGGUUUGUAUGCAUUUUAUUUUACUACUUCUUGAGUGUAAUGUUAAACGAGUAAAUGUAAAAUUUCUUUUCUGCCAAGUUACCAACAUCUUCCAGAAGUCUGACCUUUUCAGAUUUUCAUAAGAGAAACAUUUUUUGUCCUCAGGAAAGGUACAUUGCUGUAUUGCUCUGGUUGGUAGUGUAUAUAGUUAUCAAAGUUCUUUCAAGAUUGAUUUUGGUUUGUUUAUAUUACUAGCCUAUUUUAGUUUAGCUGAGUGAAAGGAAUUGAUCAUUCUUUUAAAUGAUAAAUGAUUUUUUUAAGUGUUCCAGAAUAUACAUUUUUACCUCCAUAGAAAUGCUAAAUAACUUUGUUAGGGAAAUUUAUAGUUAAGUAUGCAUCUUAAAUAUUCAUAUAACUGAAGAGUGGAAGUAUAGUCUAUAGCUGGGUCUUCAGACAAUGGUGUGUAUACUUCUGGGAAUAUUUAACUAUAAAGGCAAAGAUAGCUUUAAGGAGAUCCAGAUCCAGAUCCUCAAAUCCUGUAUGUACUCAUUGUUGAAACUGAUCUGCCUAAUGAAUACUUCCAUGAUCAAUGGAUUGUGCCAGUUCUUUAUUCCCCCUUCUGCCUUUUCCUAAUUACCCUUCUCACACUUGAUGAAAGAAACCUAUGGCAGGUUCAUUUUUCAAAAAUGACAGCAGCAGUAUUUCAGAUCCCUCAUACUCUUCCAGAACUUUGCCUCUACCUCAUCAAGAUAUAGGGUUAUGUCCCUACCCUUUGAACCCAGGCAGACCUUUCUGACUGCCCAAGGAAUUAUGGUAGAAGUUAAUGUAUUUUCAUUAUGAGUGUGGUCUUAGAAAUGAUCCAGGCUGGCUGGCCCAUGUGAAGAUGAUCAGAACUCAGAUGUGUUGUCAAAUAGGGAGAUAGAGUGAUGACAGUUUUGGUUUAAUGACCUUGCCUUUCUUGGCUCUUGACUACUUAAAAAACCCAUUUUUCCUGUAGGUGACUCAUGUGACAGUAAAGCAAAGAGCAUGAACAUAACAUGAGGGGAAAAGCACCUUAUUUUUAGGCAAAUGAUAAAGAUGCUUGCUUCAUCUAUCUUAGAAUAUUCAGGAUUGGUAUAAAGGCAUGAUGGGUUUUGGUGAAGCUGCUGUCAGACAAACUGUCUUUUCUUUAUUUUCAAUUAUGAUAAAGAGCCUGAUGACUAUGUCUCAAACCUGUCUCAGUAGCAUGAUUUGCAUGAUUUCAAGGAGGAAGAAGUUAAAAGUUCCGUGUUUCUUUCUGACCUAUUAACAUUACAUCUUCAAGUUAAAAGAUCAUGUUCCAGAGGUAAGUUCAUAGUAUUUAUAUUUUCUAGAGCAUUUUUAAGGUUCUUAGGAAAAACAUUUUUAUUAUCCUUUGCCAGUUCAUUAGUAGAUUCUGGAAAUUCAUAUUAAUUUUUUACCUUGUCCAAGUCUCGUGCUUAUUAUCUGAGCCAUUUCUCUGCUUUUUUUCAUUCCUACUAUGUUUUUAGGUAUAAAUCAACAGAAAUGUUUUGUGGAUUUUACCGUAAAUAAAACACAGGAUAAUCAUCAGUAUACCUUGUAUAAGCGUGAGUUUAAGUGACCCAACAUCUUUUUUGCUCUUGAUUUCCAUAGUCUGACCUAAUUUUUCAUCUAGUCUACUAUUAUUAUAUGAUUAUAUGUAAUCCAUUAUAUACCACUUAGUAAAAACACUGCCAAUUGAACUAUAAUAUGCCAUCGAUUAUAAGAUGCAUCCUUUCAGAAAUAUUCAAAUGUGCAUCUUCGUUUGAUGAAAACCAUAAACAGUACUCUUAAAAGCAGAACAUAUAUUUACGUGUAGGUACAGAUGUAAAUGUCCAUAAAACGUAGUCUGGGACAUUGCAUUUAACUCCAGAAAACCAGCUUUAAUUCUUCUUUCUCAGAUGUUUGUAUUGUGUUUUAAUUCUAUAAAAAUCAUAAUCAUUUUUCAAAGAAAAUAAAACUUCUAAUCUAUGUAUAGUUAUCUUCAAGAAA